Onthophagus taurus is the source of this 506-nucleotide messenger RNA. Lineage: Eukaryota; Metazoa; Arthropoda; Insecta; Coleoptera; Scarabaeidae. The record is from RefSeq and is a predicted model, not a curated record.
UUCAAUAUGACUUCUUGUAUAUUGUAUAUGUUACAUUUAACAUUUCUGACAAGUAUCGCAGCGUUAAAAACUGGCAUAGAUGGAUUUGAAUACAAGUUUCACAGAUACAACCAAUUUGAUGACUUUAUCGAUUGGUAUGGAGUCUUAUUAGCUGAAAAAUAUCCAGAUGUUGUAACAACCGAGUUUCCAAUGAAUACCACCGAAAUGCGUGGAAUACCACUAAUAAAAAUAAGCAAAAAUCCUGAAAUUGAAAAUGUAAUUAUAUUCAUAGAAGCUGGUAUACAUGGAAAUGAAUGGUUAACCACUGCAGUUGCAAUGUAUCUUAUCCGAGAAUUAGUUGAGAACAAAGAAAAUGAUGAUUUAAUAUCAGAAAUUGAUUGGUACAUAGCCCCAGUUGUUAACCCCGACGGAUAUCAAUACAGUUUCAAACAGGUAAAAACAAAUUUAAUUAAGUUAAAUAUUAAAAAAUUAAGUAAAAAACUAAUUUAGAAUAGAGCUUGGGAAAA